Molecule: messenger RNA, 563 nt
Organism: Phragmites australis (common reed)
Lineage: Eukaryota; Viridiplantae; Streptophyta; Magnoliopsida; Poales; Poaceae
Product: cortical cell-delineating protein-like
Exons: 1
Coding region: 67-423 (118 amino acids)
Source: RefSeq, a predicted model, not a curated record
CCAUCACAAUAACAGCACUCUCGGAACUAGACAACAAACGCCUGCGAGCACAAGCACAAGUCAUCCAUGGCAUUCCCGGCGAUUCUCCUCGCCCUGACCCUCCUCUUCUCCGCCGGCGUCGACGUCGUCCGUGCGCAGACCCCGUCGCGGGGCAACCCGUGCCCGACGAACGCACUGGUGGACCUCAAGGUGUGCGCCGACGUGCUGGUCCUGCUCAAGCUCAAGAUCAACGUGCCGGCGAACCAGCAGUGCUGCCCGCUGCUGGGGCAGCUCGUCAACCUCGACCUCGCCGCCUGCCUGUGCGCCGUCAUCAGGCUCAGCGCGCUCGGCAUCCCCAUCAACCUGCCGCUCGACGUGCCCCUCGUGCUCAACUACUGCGGCCGGAACGCGUCGGCGGUGCCAGGGUCCAACUGCUCCUUCUGAGUGCCGAGUUUUAGUCGUCCCACGUACGUCGAUUGCCGAUCGGUGAGUGGUGUGGCUGUGGAUGCUUCAUGCAUGGCUUCAGGUUGUGAAGAAUAAAUAAUCCUCUUUUCAUCAUAAAUAAACGAAUUUCAUAUUUGCUA